AUGCCCUUUUCACGCAAACUUUGGGAUGCGAAGACUGCCGCUCAAUGGAGAUCCAUAUAUCUCGAAGAGGUUCCAAAAACGACAUCUCCCAUACCAUCCCUGGCUACCAGCCUACAGAAUAUCUCCAGUCUCGGCCACUUCCCUCGUCAUGGAGAUUUCCAAUUAGCCGCGCUAGCAAGUAUCCACGGCAUAUCAACGAUGAUAGCAGACUGCAAUCAAGCACGUCACGGACCAUCCGUCGCGCUGAUCAUGAAGCUAUGGCAGCAAGAGCUACUGCAGGUUCUGGAGCAAUUUGAAGUUGUCGCAAUUGAGCCUCUGCAACGCUUAAUGCCGGCUAUUCCACUAAUCUACCAAACCGUCUCACUUUCGUUAUACCUGCCACUGGGUAUCCUUGAGACCUUUUCAGGGAAAGACGGUGAAAAACGGUCGUCUAAUAUAUACCAGUCAUUUAUUCAAAGAAUCAGUGCUGCAAAUCUGCGACAAGCGAGCUGGCAUGCUGGCCAGGUGCUGCGCAUCGCAAGAUCUAUGCCUCCUGGGUCACUCACUGAUUUUUAUGCCACUUGCCUCUACUUUGCUGCGCUUGCAUUAUGGUCCCUGAGCACCAUAUUCUUGUCAAAUGAUCUAGCUUCAGAUACCGGAAGUUCUACCGGCGAAACAGUGUUUCUCCUGGAUGGUGAAGCUGACAGCGCUGCACUACGUCGAUUCACACUCUCUGGGCAGGGAGUCCCCGUUAUUUCGUCUUCCGAUCGACAUGUACCUUUGAAUGAUCGAGCGGCGGUCAUGCGUUUUUUUCGACAAUUGUUACGCUUGAAGUAUCACGGGGGUGCCUCCGAUCAGCAAACGAGGGCUUUGAAUAAUGCCUUCUCCGUGCUGGGGAACACUAAUUCCACAACCAUUGAAGGGCAGCGGAAGAGGAAAACCCCCGAAAGUUGA
Molecule: messenger RNA, 933 nt
Organism: Penicillium vulpinum
Lineage: Eukaryota; Fungi; Ascomycota; Eurotiomycetes; Eurotiales; Aspergillaceae
Product: putative C6 and C2H2 transcription factor RegA-like
Exons: 1
Coding region: 1-933 (310 amino acids)
Source: RefSeq, a predicted model, not a curated record